Messenger RNA from Kwoniella botswanensis, 1395 nucleotides. RefSeq lists its product as uncharacterized. Lineage: Eukaryota; Fungi; Basidiomycota; Tremellomycetes; Tremellales; Cryptococcaceae. The record is from RefSeq and is a predicted model, not a curated record. Bases 1 to 1395 code for a protein of 464 amino acids. The transcript is spliced from 3 exons.
AUGUCUUCAAAAGUCUAUUCCACCCAGAUCAUCCUAUGUGACAAUGCAGGCCACGAGAUUAUGGUGAGGCAGAAAGUGCCUCCUGAAGCCGACAGCCAUGAGACGGCCAACACGACUCGACAGCAACUCGUCGAUUUCUGGGCAUCAGGCCUGCCCAAUGGCGAAGACGAGGAUGAAAUUAUGCAAUAUCCUACUUCUCAUACAGUCCAUGAGGUCACUAUGAAAGGCACAAGUCCAACUACUGAUGACUCCACAGGAACCAGGUCGGAGUUACUAGACGUAACGAAGAUAUACUAUAUGACUGACCAAGGUGGGUAUCAUCUGGUUCCAUGUAGUGGUUACGACUGUAUUGGUCAUUCGAAUCAAACCACUGCUCAAACGCAAGGUGAUCCAGAAGGAGUUUAUUGUAAUCCCAAUAUUGGGUCAAAAUGGUAUGAUAUACCCGCAGAUCCAUUCGUAGGAAAUUUCAGUGGUAGUCCCUUAUACGAUUUGAUGAGUAAAGUAAAGAGGUCUCCAAGAGAUAAAUCAAAAUCAUCAUCUAGAGGAACCAACCGACAGCCAGUUGAGAAUCGUAUCGACGUACUGAGCCGAUAUCACUUACCGUCAUGUACCGACUCCCUGUGUCCUGGAUCGGCCGAUCCUACCAAUGCGAGCAGGAAGGGUAUAGAAGGUAUGAGUAGGUGUAGACCUGAUUUGAGAUACCACUUCGAUCACGGAAUAUCCCCUACGGAGGAUGUUGAUGUAAUUCAAGACCCAGAGACAUCCUUGUUAGAAUUGAAAGGAAAAUUGGAAAGGAUGGCUAUAUGUGAUGAAGAUGGUACUUUGAUUUUACCUGAAUAUCCUAUUGACCAAAAUCGACAACCAUUAGAGAGAUCUAUCCGCUUGGAUGGACCAAUGACCGGACAAGGAUUGAGUUUUGGAGAAAGAAUGAACGAUAUCGAAUAUUCAAUAACAUCCCCCUCUCACCACAGAGUAGGGCAGCAAUGGUAUCUUGCUGAUUUUGUUGAUGAUGAUCAGCAAAUUUCUUCUUCUCCUGUAGCUCACGAAUCGAUCAGAAGAGAAGUAUGUCCUGAAGAAACAGAUGGGAUCGAUAGAAGAGUCAGACAAAAGAACAUCUCAAAUAGACCUACUAAGAGAGCUGUAUCUAGAUCAAUACCUCGUACGCCUACUUCUGGGCUUAGGAAUGAUCAAGAUGAUCUAUUCACUCGUAGGCACAUCUGGGGCUCACCUCAAUCUGAAAGUACUCCUAACACAUAUUAUAGUCCGGAAACUGGAUCUGGAAGGGGGAAGAGCUCAUACACCAAAAGUGGCCCCAGGCAUAACUCCAGAGGAUAUCCUAGGGCAAUCCAGGGUUUACGAAGAGUUGGAAAGAGAGAACAGAUGGGUUUGAGGUAG